Molecule: messenger RNA, 1247 nt
Organism: Amborella trichopoda
Lineage: Eukaryota; Viridiplantae; Streptophyta; Magnoliopsida; Amborellales; Amborellaceae
Source: RefSeq, a predicted model, not a curated record
GGGCUUCCUCAAGUGUUUGGGGGCGGCGUCAUCAGCCGCUCUUGCCUUCGUUUCUCACUCUUCAUCUUCUCUCUCCUCGAAUUCGAAUAAUAGAAGACCUCCGUCAAAUUUAGGGUUACUGCGUUCAAAAACAGGGAACCAAGGGAUCUCUUCUCAACUUUUUCGAGGAUUUAAGCCUUUGAAAGCUUCUCUUUUCAUGGAUUCAGCAACAUCUGAUACUAAUUCUCCCCAGCUGGAUGGUGAAGUUUUACCCGAGAUGCUGAAAAGUUGGAAGCACUCUACAAAAUCUUCAGGGAAAAAAGUUGGGGAAAUUUUUGAUAAGAUGCUAUCAAAUUUAUGGCUUAGAUAAAAGAAAUCAGACAGAAUUCAUGGUUGAUAUGAAGUGUGAUGGUUGUGUAUCAGCUGUUCAGAAUAAGUUGCAGACACUUGAUGGAGUCAAAAGGGUCGAUACUGACCUGCCCAAUCAAGUUGUAAGGGUGCUUGGUGCCAUUCCUAUCAAGACCAUGCUUGAUGCUCUGGAACAAACGGGCAGAAAAGCUCGGUUAAUUGGGCAAGGGAAUCCUGAAGAUUUUUUAGUUUCAGCUGCAGUUGCAGAGUUCAAAGGCCCUGAUAUUUUCGGUGUUGUUCGUCUGGCCCAAGUGAAUAUGGAGUUGGCAAGGAUUGAAGCUAACUUCAGUGGGUUGUCACCUGGGUUGCAUGCUUGGUCCAUAAAUGAAUAUGGGGAUUUGACGGAAGGACCGGCAAGUACUGGAAAGAUUUUCAAUGUGGGAAGGACUUCUGAAGAGCCAAUUGGUGACCUGGGAACAUUAGAAGCCAGUAAGGCAGGCGAGGCCUAUUUCUCCGGCGUUAAGAAAAUGCUUUGUGUUAACGACCUCAUUGGCCGAUCCAUCGUGGUGUAUGGUAGCGAGAACAAGUCGGAUACUGGCAUAGCUGCUGCGGUCAUUGCUAGAAGUGCAGGCGUAGGUGAGAACUACAAGAAGAUCUGUGCUUGUGAUGGUACCAUCAUUUGGGAAUCAAGCGAUGCUGAUUUUGAAACUCAAGUAAAAGCGUGAUACCUAGAGCUUCAGACCUCUAGGCUACCAGUUCUAAACCAGAAGGUACCUGUAAAAUCUUAUCAUGUAUACUUGGAAAGGGAAGUAGGUAAAAUGUUAUGGAUGUGUAUUAAUAUCAUGUAAACUAAGAGUAGGUAAAUUUCGGGUGCUACAUCGAUUGGCAAUUUGGCAUCAAAUGGUAUCUGGUUUUUUGAA